AUGGCUUCCCGUGAUUACUAUAACGAGGGAAACUCGUAUGACGAGGGUUCCUCCGGCCGCCGCGAUGAGGGUCGUAACCAGGGCUACAACAAUGAAGGCCGCAAUGAAAGCUACGGCCGCGACGAAGGCCGUAACCAGGGCUACAGCAACGACUCGUACAACCGCGACGACCGACGCCACGGCGACAUGAACGACACCCGCUACUCAGGCAACCAGCAAUACAGCGGCGGCGACGACUUCAGCAGCGCAGCGCAGCACGCACAAUCGCACCACUCCUCCGAAGACAGUUCCCUCUUCAGCUCCGCCCUAUCCUUCCUCAACGAGCGCAAGGGCCAAUUCCAGGACCCAUCGCGGAUCGAGGUGGACGAGCAGCACGCGGUGCAGGCUCACAACGCCAUGUACAAUGGAGGCGGCAAUGAGGAGGGUCGCAGCCAUGAUUCUUCGACUGUGGGUGCGGGUGCGGCGAUGCAGGCGUUGAAGAUGUUUACUUCUGGGGGUUCGAGUGAUGGGGGCAUGGAUAAGAAUAAGUUGAUUGGGUUGGCGAUGGCUCAGGCUGGGAAGUUGUGGGAGGAGAAGCAGGGGGCUGGGGCUAGUAUGUCUGGUGAUAAGCAGUCUGCUGUGAACAGUGCUGCGGAGAUGGCUCUUAAGAUGUACAUGAAGGGUCAGGGUGGUGGUAGUGGAACUGGUAGUGCUUCUGGACUGAUGAGUCUGGCUAGCAAGUUCCUGUCCUAG
Molecule: messenger RNA, 732 nt
Organism: Penicillium cataractarum
Lineage: Eukaryota; Fungi; Ascomycota; Eurotiomycetes; Eurotiales; Aspergillaceae
Exons: 2
Coding region: 1-732 (243 amino acids)
Source: RefSeq, a predicted model, not a curated record